GUGCUCUGAUACUCUUGUUCACAGUCAUAGACUGAAAAAAAUCUGCUAAUGCCAACGUAAAUGUUGCUGGAUGUACUUUAUUCACAACUGCAGCUGAGGACCCGGAACCAAAGAUGAACUGGGCAUCAUUUUAUGCUGUCAUCAGCGGCGUGAACAGACACUCCACCGGCAUUGGCCGCAUCUGGCUCUCUGUCCUGUUCAUUUUCCGCAUCCUGGUCCUGGUGGUUGCAGCCGAGAGCGUUUGGGGCGACGAGAAGUCCGGCUUCACCUGCAACACCCAGCAGCCGGGCUGCAACAGCGUCUGCUACGACCACUUCUUCCCCAUCUCCCACAUCCGCCUGUGGGCGCUGCAGCUCAUCCUGGUCUCCACUCCAGCCCUGCUGGUGGCCAUGCAUGUGGCCCACCGCCGCCACGUUGACAAGAGGCUCUACAAACUGUCGGGGCGGACCAAUCCCAAAGACCUGGAGCAGAUAAAGACCCAGAAGAUGAAAAUCACAGGAGCCCUGUGGUGGACGUACGUCAUCAGCCUGCUGUUCCGCAUCAUCUUCGAGGUCAUCUUCAUGUAUGUGUUUUAUAUGAUCUACCCCGGCUACAAGAUGAUCCGGCUGGUGAAGUGUGACUCGUACCCUUGUCCCAACACAGUGGACUGCUUUGUGUCGAGGCCCACAGAGAAGACUGUCUUCACCGUGUUCAUGCUGGCGGCAUCAGGGGUUUGUAUUCUGCUCAACAUCGCAGAGGUGGUCUUCCUGGUGGGGAAGGCCUGCAGUAAGCAUUUGCACAAUGCUGGAGACUCGACUAUGGGAGCUUGGAUCCAACAAAAGCUUUGCUCAUACUAACAAAACACACGUAUUUCAUACCACUCAAAGGGACAAAUAAGUGACCUGUCACUUUCAGGUAACAACUACUGAUUCAACUCGUGAGCAAGGUUCCUAAAAUAUACUGGACAUCCCAUCAUGACAUGGUAACGGUGUAUACAGUGGGUUAUAAUCUCAGCAUUUAGUUCCAGUGUGGAGAAAAAUUCAGACUAUUUUUGCACCAGCAGUUUAGGUUUCAGUAUCUAUUGAUAAGUUAAAACCUGUGCAAAGAUUUAAAUGAAAAAAAAACAACACUGUAUACAGCAGCACUUAGUACUUACUUAAUAUGAUAGCUUGAUGUUUGGCCAACUAAAGAUCAAUUUAGUAACAUUUUGUGAAGAAAUAUUCCGACUUACCACGUUCUUCUCUUAUCAUAGAUUUGUUUUGACUUUUGAACUUGAAAUGAGAACAUCAAAUUAUGAAAUGUGACCUCUGCCACAUGCAGACUGUCCCAGAAAAGUGUGCCGAUGUAGUGAAAUUAUGAGAAAUAUUAUUAAUUUUACUCUAUCAUAUAAGUCAACUAUAAUCACAGAUGUCAUGCUUUUGUUUAAGUCAGUAUGGAAUCUAAUGGACUGAAGGAUGUCUUGUUUCUUCAGCUGUUAUUGGUGAGUUAUUGCACUAAUACAUGGUAAACAUACUGCACUUCAUUCAUUCAUUCAUUCAUAGCUACACCUGCUUUAUCCUGUACAGGGUUGUUGCAUUCAUAAACCGUAUAUAAAAGAUGGACGUAGCCUCUGGGUUUCAGAAGGGAUGCAGUAGUGCUUUAAAAAGGCAGUUUUUCAAACAGCCAGCAGGGGGCGACUCCUCUGGUUGCAACAAGAAGUCUGAUUGUGUCGAAGAAUGAGAGAAACUGACCCAAUUUUCAACUUGAUUUGUUACCUCAGUAAAGAUUUGCUGAAUGGGUCGAUGGUUUCAACUGCUAGUUCCAAGACUUUUUGAAUAAAGAAUGGUGUCCAUUUUGUGAAUUAUUGUCCACUUUGGAGUUAAAUAGACGAACAAAACAUCCUGCAUAUGGUUUAGGGUGGAACUACCUUGUGAUUGUGAGGUCACUACUGUGCAGUAUAUGUGGGCGUGUCUUCUGUCAGAUUCACCCAUCACUCCUCACGUCAUGCUUUGAAAGAGCAACGAGGGAACGGGUGAGUAUCAAUCUCAGCAGUCCACAAAUCAGUCAGUGAUGUCAGCGUGGCUGCAUCCAUCUUUUACAUGCAGUCUAUGGUUGCACUUCAGAAAUGCUAAACAUAACAGUGUUUGUUCUCUACAGAUGAUUUACUUUGGUAUUUAAAUCCCUUUGGAUGAAAACAAAGCAACAACUCAAAACAGAAAAAAAAACUUGAAUUGCAAAUUUUUGUUUCUGAAGUUUACUACUGAUGCUAAACAUGUUAUUUAAAUGUAUUCAUUUUAAAGCUGGAUGUUUAUAUAUUGUCCAUACAGAACAGAAUAAAAUCCACCAGAGUUGA
Stegastes partitus (bicolor damselfish) is the source of this 2311-nucleotide messenger RNA. RefSeq names its product gap junction protein beta 1a (gene gjb1a). The record is from RefSeq and is a predicted model, not a curated record. Gene Ontology annotation, molecular function: gap junction channel activity. Gene Ontology annotation, biological process: cell-cell signaling. Gene Ontology annotation, cellular component: connexin complex. Lineage: Eukaryota; Metazoa; Chordata; Actinopteri; Pomacentridae. Bases 114 to 836 code for a protein of 240 amino acids. The transcript is spliced from 2 exons.